Molecule: messenger RNA, 2703 nt
Organism: Porites lobata
Lineage: Eukaryota; Metazoa; Cnidaria; Anthozoa; Scleractinia; Poritidae
Source: the annotation of a GenBank genome assembly
AUGGAAAAACGUGGACUUAAGGUGAUGCUCAUAGUAUCAUGGUCCAUUCCGAUUCUUGCUUCCGUAUUAUCCUUUAUUAUUCCGCCAGCUUCCUCUUUCGUGUUAUCUUUCGGAUUUUUAAUCUUUGCCUUCGGCGAUUUAAGUAUUUUCUUUUUUCACUUUCUGGUUGUGGUAGUUUUGCUCCACCGCAAGAAAAAAACAAAGCAGCUAAGAGCUCGACCAGUUUCUAUGAAACUGACUAUCCGCAUGGAGGUCCGUGUUACUUGCACACUGGCUAUCGCAACCGGCGUCUUCACCAUUUGCUGGGUUCCUCCAGUGAUUGUACUUGUGUUUGCCGCUAAAACACUGAAGCUAAACGGCCCUCUACACAUGUGGCUCCAAACUCUGGCUCUAUCAAACUCGCGGCCAUGAACUUUCUGAUUUACUCUGCUAAAAUCGGAGACUUCACAGAUGCAUUUGUUGGCAUCGUGCGAAAGAUUCUCCGCUUGUAGCCUGUGCUUUAGUUUGCCUUUUCUUAAAGUUGCCCGAAAGUUACAAGAAAGUUCUUAGUGAAGUAAUGAUUAUUUUUAAUCUUCAUUAAAAGGUUAUUUAAAUUUAGCGUCUCAGAAACAUCACUUGCCCAUACUUCUUGCCUAACACCACAACUCCCAGGUCAUGUAGACGCCGUUCUCACAAUUAUCACGCCUGGGUGGCCCUCCACCACAAGAAACUUUAUUCUAGCAAUGAAUCGAGCCAACGUCGACGCCCAGAAAUUUCGAUGGCUCUAGAAAACUUUAAACUUACAAGCUAUAAAAUGAAAGACUCUAAAAUACUUAAAUUUUCCAAGUGUCUGUUUCAUUUUCAUAACGUUUUUAAAGCUUUUCUAUCGAUUCCCUCAGACUUUCUUCCUUUUUAGCAUAUUUGUGAGAGAAAACCGUCGUAAAGUGACCCUUGCAUGUCGAUUGUAUAGGUUGGCGGAUGAUGUCGAAGGGUUUUGUGGUGGUGUAUGAAAACCAAAACCGCAAUAUACCGUCUUACCUCUCAACAUGCUCAUCAAAAACGUUACAGUGGCCCACCGAAAAGUGAAUUUGAACACUGUUCUCUCUAUUGUAAAAUGACUGCAAAAGGGCAGGGGCCAACACCAGGUGUCCGUCUUAGAGAGGUGUCCGUCUUAUGAAGGUGUCCGUUAACAGAGAGUUAACUGUGCUCACAAAACGAGUAUGCGGUAUCAUCAGCCAAGGUGAUACAUCCGUUAAUACAACAAAAACUAUAACAACAACAACCUAUACCGGGGAGGGAGGGACACAAGACGUGUGUUAUUCAUUGCUGAGCCCCCCUCCCCUCCUUUUUUUUUGGGGGGGGGGAUUUCCUUUGUUUAAUUCCCCCAAGCCUCGUACUGUAGUCAAGUGUAAGUUUUAAUAUAUCGAAAUCGGUCGAUUAUCAACGCGAUCAGAUAUGAUUAUAAUGAUUAUGAGGGUAAUAUUAAUCGAAUAACAACAAUUAUGAUAAUAACACAAUAAUAUACAUAAUACAUUCCAGUUAACAGAGUUUAAGUGAAGAACUAACAGCCUUUUUUUCUGCUAGAGAUCGGUUAUGUUACGUUUGAAUAAGCAUUGCAGGGUCUGCUCGGUGAGUUAAUCAACGACUUGCAGGCGCAGUUUUGUGAUAGUAUUUAUUGUUACACGAAAUGUUGUUAGCACCCUACAAUAUUUUGCUUUUAAUGGUUAUCAAUCUGGGUGAUCUUAUUGUUGUUAUCAUAAGGUAGUUUGAGAUUUUUAGAUGCCUUUACUUGCUUACGUCGAUAGACUGUAUACAGCUCUUUCGGCAUGUUUGAUAAUAUCUUAAUUAACCCUUUUUCUUUCAUUCGUGCUAAUAACCGAUAAUACGGCCAAAGAGCUUAAACGUCCUUAACACCAGCACAAACUAAACCCACAUCUUGAACGUUUCAUGGGCAGAUACAAUAAGUUGUUCUCUUCUAUUGGCUCAUAGUAUUCUGCUGCUCACAGUCAACGCUAUCGUGGGCGUUUUGGGAUCACUUGGAAAUGUGCUUGUUUGUUUGGAAAUUGCUACAAAUUCCCGCCUACGCCGAUCUUCCAACUACCUUCUGUUCAGCUUAGCAAUCGCUUGUCUAAUCGUCACCUUGAUAUGCGAGCCAAUCGUUCUGGAGUUCAUCAGCCGGUUAACCUUCUUCCACAAGAGCAGAACAAGCCAGGAAAACUUGUGUACCACGUUCUGGUUAGUCUUCCAUGCCAGACUUCAUUCUUCCAUUUGGUUUCGAUCAGAAUUGAUUGUUUCGUUGCCGUUGUAUUUCCAGUGCGUCACAAAAUCUUCAUGGAAAAAGGCGGACUUAAGGUUAUGCUCGUAACAUCAUGGUCCCUUUCCGAUUCUUACUUCCGUUUUAUCCAAUAUCAUUCCGACUGGUUCCACUCCCGUCUUUGGUCUUAUCGGAUUUGUAAUCUUUUCCUUCAGCGGUUUUAGUAUUUUCUUCUCUUUAACUUCCUGAUUGUGGUAGUUCUGCUCCACCACGGGAAGAAAACAAAGCAGCUAACAGCUCGAACAGUUUCUGUGAAAGUGGUUACCCGCUUGGAAGUCCGUGUUACUUGCACACUGGCUAUCGCAACAGGCGUCAACACCGUUUGUUGGGUUCCUAUAAUGACUGUGUAUGCCACUGAAAAAUGGCAAAACAGCCCUCUACACUUUUGUCUCACAACCCUGGCUCUAUAA